AUGUUUUUAAUAACGAUAGUGCUUAUCAUAUUUGUUAUAUGGGUGUACUGUAGAUUAAGUUGCGGAAUAUGCAAGAACAGCAGACAUUUGGUUGGAAAAACGAUUAUUGUGACUGGAGGAAAUGCUGGCAUCGGAUACGAGACUGCAAAGGAUUUGGCGGAGAGGGGCGCGAAGGUGAUUCUGGCGUGCAGGAGCGAGGCGCGUGGCGUUGCCGCCAGGGACCGGAUUGUCGCUGCUACUGACAACCCAAACAUACACUACCGACACCUCGACCUCGCCUCCUUAAACUCAGUCAGACACUUCGCAGACGCCAUCAUCAAAACCGAAAAACGCCUCGACGUUCUCGUAAACAACGCGGGCUGCUACGCAGCCGAUUUCCAAUACAGUGAAGACGGAUUGCUCCUUAAAAUGCAGAACAAUCACUUUGGACCUUUUCUACUGACCAAUUUACUGCUUCCGCUAUUAAAAACUUCAGCUCCCAGUCGCAUUAUAAACGUAUCUUCUCUCGCACACGUUGGAGGCGUUAUCGACUUCGAUAAUCUCAAUGGAGAAAAGGAAACCGUAGAGACUUACAAUGAACUGAAAGUCUACUGCAUUUCAAAGCUGUGCAACAUAUUAACGACAGUAGAAUUAGAACGGUGGUUAAAAGGAACGGGUGUUACAGUUAACAGUCUACAUCCUGGAAUUGUCGCAACGGGGUUCGGAAGUGAUAACUGGCUGGCAUCAAACUUCCUAUUUUACCUGAAGGCGUUUUGGAAGAGUCCGUGGGAAGGAGCGCAGACGACGAUCUACCUUGCCGUGGCGCCGGAGCUGGUAACUACUAGUGGACGAUAUUUCAAAGACUGUGCAGAAGUGUCACCCAGCAAACAAGCGCAAGAUGUUAAUUUGGCCCGAAGACUUUGGGAAGAAUCGGAGAGAUUAGUACAAUUCAAAGACACUGCCGCGUGAGAC
Molecule: messenger RNA, 951 nt
Organism: Cydia splendana
Lineage: Eukaryota; Metazoa; Arthropoda; Insecta; Lepidoptera; Tortricidae
Product: retinol dehydrogenase 13-like
Exons: 1
Coding region: 1-948 (315 amino acids)
Source: RefSeq, a predicted model, not a curated record